CAUAACUUCUUGUCCAAGCGACUUCAAAGUGAAGAGCAGCGAGCAAUUAAUGCAUGCUCUGUUUGAGGAUCUGCUAGAGAUUAUAUAGAGUCAGGAAAGAGAGGAUCCAUGGAAGAAUCACAAGGCUUUUCGAUCACCUGUGAGGAGCAUGAACAGCUGAUAUCCAAGUUGAAGGAUUGGAGAAGAAGGUCGGGGAUCAAAGCUCCGAAGAUUGAAGUCAGGUUCGAGGAUUUGUCAGUGGAGACCGAGGUCCAUGCUUCGGGGAGAGUUCUUCCCACCCUUCCGAAUGUCAUCAUCAAUACUGCUCAGGAACUUCUGGGAUGGCUAAAAUUGUAUGAUACAAAUUGGAGGCGUGUCAAAGUGCUAAGUGAUUUGAAAGGAACUGUAAAGCCAUCUAGGAUGACACUUGUGCUAGGAUCUCCAGGAUCAGGAAAGUCGACGUUUUUUAGAACACUUUCUGGGAAACUAGAUCCUAGUUUAAAAGUCACAGGGAAAGUCACAUACAAUGUACAGAAGAUGAAUCGCUACAUCUCACAAAGGAUGUGUGCAUAUGUUAGUCAACUUGACACCCAUCAAGCUGAGAUGACAGUGAAGGAGACCAUGGAGUUCUCUAGGAAGAUGUUAAAUGCCAGAGAUGAAAUAGGCAAUGAUCUAUGUCUUAAUUUAAUUGUUGCUUCCCUUUUAACAUCGCAAUGAAAAGAGUAAAGCACAACCAUUAGACUAAGCUUUGCUGCUCCUAGAUGAUGAUUUAAUAAGAGGAA
This is a messenger RNA of Zingiber officinale, 761 nucleotides long. RefSeq names its product ABC transporter G family member 45-like. The record is from RefSeq and is a predicted model, not a curated record. Gene Ontology annotation, molecular function: ATP hydrolysis activity; ATP binding. NCBI's taxonomy places the organism in Eukaryota, Viridiplantae, Streptophyta, Magnoliopsida, Zingiberales, Zingiberaceae. The coding region runs from base 109 to 696 and encodes 195 amino acids. The transcript is spliced from 5 exons.